AAUAGACAGAAUACUAAUAUAAUACUAACAAAAAAUAAUAUUUUUGGCCUUUAUUUCUUUUGAUUUUCCUAAUUUUCUGAUCGUUAUUUUCAUAAUGUGAUCAAAAAUUAGUAAUGUCGCCUUUGUCAGUUGUUGAAUCAGUAAAUUCCAAAAUUCUAAUCCUCUUCUUAGCUCAUAACCAUCUUGAUUAACAUCGCUCAAAUCUUUUGUCUUCAUCUCAUAUGAUAUGAAACUGAUAGUGAACUUAUACCACUUUCAAAAAUAACAGCUCAUAUCUAUUUAAAAAAUUAAAUUAAAUGUAUCCUCCUGAAUGUACAAGAAUAAAUUGAGACAUUUGGGAUAUGUAAUUCAUUUUAUAAAAUAAAAUGUAACUGGAAAAAUAUGAAGGUGAAACGAUGCAACUAAUUGUAAAAAAUCAAUCAAUUCAAAAAUCAACUAUCAGAAAUACAGGACUGUUAAAACUUUUAAAUGAAAAAUUUUGGAUAAAGAAAAUAAUAACAAAAAUUUAGACUGAUUAGACACCACAUAAUUGAUAGGAUAAGAACGAGGAUAGGCGAGUAAGUGUAUUUCAAAGGCAAAAAUAAUAUGGAGGGCGCAAAAGAAGAAUGGCGAAUCGAAAGCACUGGUUUGACAGGAAAUACGGAUUGCGUAUUCAAGGUCGGACCUGACGGAAAAGAAAAGGUAAAUUUUUAAAGACCAAAUUCUCGUGAAAUUGCAUAUAUUGAAUUUUUCUUAAAUUGGAAUUUAAUGAAACCAGGAGAAAAAGUCUAAUACUGGAAAGGUCGCUAUUUCGAUAUUCUUCUUAUCUUUCACAAAACUACAUUUAUUAUUAUUAUUAUCUUCUUUUUUUUUCAUCAAAACCACGUGUCAAUAGUUAAUUUUAAUGGAUCGAAAAUACUGAUAGAACGAAUUGAGGAUAAAAAUUGGAUGCACAGAACUUUAAAUAAAUUGUUUUAUAUUCGACAUCCCCUAAGUCAUCAUGUAGUUAUCACGGUUAUCAGUAUUUAAAAAUUACUUGUCCUUACCUGUUUCUUUGGAAUUUAAUUAUAUAUUUGUACAUAUUGAGUUUUACUUUCAACUUAGAAUAAGUAAUCUUUUUCUUGUAACUACCAUAGCAAUAUCGAGUAUCCUGUGGUACUGUGAAUUAGUCUCGUGACUGGGUGUAAUUUAUUAGUUUGUUGAAGUGGUCAAGGUCUUUGGGAACUAAUUCCCUAUCUACUGCGCAUUUUAUUCCCGCAUGUUAGCCACGUAUGAUGUAUUUAGCCCCAACGCCAAUGUUUCUCAAACCAUUCUCAACUUUGGCCACUACAGGCCAUCACCCUUUGUACAGUUGGGUGUGCAUAGAUUUAGCUAAUCUAUAGCAGAAGAAAUAGCUGGAGUUUCCUAUUCGUCAAAAGGAGAACCGCCAGGUCAUCGACAAAUCGUUGUGGACUGUAGUCAAAGCGGUUGAAAUUUAAUUUCUGUUUUAAGCCCCAUUGUUAACCCAUGUUUUACCCAUUGGUCUAUACCUGUGGUGGGACAGGAUGUGACCCCGAAAUGACUCUUUUUCGAUAUGAAAAUUGUUCAGAAUGUUUACGUUUUUCAGGAGUUUAAGCCUUAAGGCACACAAAUUGAUCUUGUCCACGUGCAGCCCAGUUUUCGAGACGAUGUUCUCAGGCCGGUUUGUUGAGAGCACUGAGGACAUCCGAGUCGUCGACGCACAACCAGACUCGUUCAAAGCAAUGCUGACGUACAUUUACACGGAUGAGGUAGAAAUGAAAUCAAUGGAUCAGGCUUGUGGAAUUUUCUAUCUGGCCGAAAAAUACAGAAUUAUGAAACUAUCGAAUCAGUGCAAAGCUUAUAUGCAACAGAACGUUCGCGCAGAAAAUGUUUGUAUGUGUUAUGAGCUCGCUAAACUCUUCAAUCUCAGCGAUAUAUUGGUGAAAUGUAAAAAUAUUAUUUGCGAACAAACGUCGUCGGUCCUACACUCACCCGGCUUUCUAGGGGCCCAGAUGUCCACUGUGAUGAUGAUUCUGGACGAAAAAGCGUUAAAUGCUACGGAGAUAGAGAUUUUUAACGCUGUGGAGCUUUGGACGAAGGAGGAAUUUAAAAGAAAGGGCAUAAACGGCGAUGAGUUCUCAGAAGAACGGCAAAUGAUUUAUGACAACAUAGUUCCAAAGAUUUGUUUCAAGGACAUGAACGCCGAACAUUUUGCCGAAGGACCUGCUCGCAGCCCUCUUUUGACGAAUGGCCAGUCGGUCGCGAUCCAUCAGCAUCUGACAUCGCCCAGGUCGAACCCACUCCCAACUGGGUUUUCCACCGAACACAGGAGAGACGUGAAAACAAACAAAUUAAUUUUACAAUUUCUGAUAUUGGUCUUUGGAAAAAUGAAGCCUCAAACUGAAAAUUAUGAAAAUUUUGUGACGUUUUCCUGCGAUUAGGAUAUCACGCUGGAGGGUGUCAUGGCGAACUAUCAUUCUGACUAUUCAAAAUAUUUUAUACGAGGCGCUGAAAUUGUAAAGAUUUAUGUAGAAGAUGACGCUCGAAACAUUUCAAUGCAAACGGUGUUCAACAACAGGCAGAGUGACUAUCGUUUUGCUUAUUUAUCUGAAGCAAUGGUCGUUGAUUGUCAUUAA
Messenger RNA from Cimex lectularius (bed bug), 2615 nucleotides. RefSeq names its product BTB/POZ domain-containing protein 2-like. The record is from RefSeq and is a predicted model, not a curated record. NCBI's taxonomy places the organism in Eukaryota, Metazoa, Arthropoda, Insecta, Hemiptera, Cimicidae. Gene Ontology annotation, cellular component: P-body; cytosol. The transcript is spliced from 6 exons. Gene Ontology annotation, biological process: neurogenesis. Gene Ontology annotation, molecular function: protein binding.